Molecule: messenger RNA, 1717 nt
Organism: Pristis pectinata (smalltooth sawfish)
Lineage: Eukaryota; Metazoa; Chordata; Chondrichthyes; Rhinopristiformes; Pristidae
Gene: sirt4
Product: sirtuin 4
Exons: 4
Coding region: 112-1059 (315 amino acids)
Molecular function (GO): NAD+ binding; NAD-dependent protein lysine deacetylase activity
Source: RefSeq, a predicted model, not a curated record
CGGCGAGGUGAGUCGCUGACGGUUGUGGGGAAGGGCCGCGUCUCGCCGCCCCUCGAUCUCCGUGUCCCGGGCUGUCCGGGGAGGGGGACAUCACUUCAUCUGACUUUAAAGAUGCAGUUUCUUAAAGUUUUUCCAGCUACUGAGAAAUGCUUCUUCCUGAAGCAAAUCUGCAAGAACUACUGUUCCGCCAUUGCUUCUAAUUUUUCAUUUGUUCCUUCUUGCAUUCCUUUGGACUCCAUCGAGUUGGAGGAACUUCAGGAAUUUCUCCUUCAGUCUAAGAAGCUGUUUGUGCUGUCUGGAGCAGGAGUGUCAACAGAGUCGGGUAUUCCCGAUUAUCGCUCUGAAAAUGUGGGACUUUAUGCUCGUACAGCAAGACGCCCCAUUCAGCACCUUGAGUUUGUCCACAGUGCCAAGGGCAGGCAGAGAUACUGGGCACGAAAUUUUGUUGGCUGGCCACAGUUUAGUUCUCAUCAGGCAAAUGAUGCACACAAAGCUCUGAGUGAAUGGGAAAAAAUGGGGAAGCUGCACUGGCUGGUGACCCAGAAUGUGGAUGCUUUGCACACAAAGGCAGGAAGCCAACGCCUGACAGAACUUCAUGGCUGUACUCACAGAGUGAUCUGUCUUGACUGUGGGGAGGUAACACCCAGGAGUCGCCUUCAAGAAGAAUUUGCAGCUCUGAAUUCUGCUUGGACUGAAGAAGCGCAUGGAAUAGCUCCGGAUGGAGAUGUUUUCUUGACUGAUGAACAAGUCAAACAUUUUAGCGUACCUUCAUGUAAGAAUUGUGGUGGUAUCCUGAAACCUGAUGUCACCUUUUUUGGAGACACAGUGAACAAAGAGAAAGUCACUUUUGUCCAUGAACGUCUGGCAGAGUCUGAUGCAGUUCUAGUCGUUGGCUCCUCUCUACAGGUAUAUUCUGGAUAUAGGUUCAUCGUUACAGCCUAUGAGAAGAAGUUGCCAAUUGCAAUACUAAAUAUUGGGGCUACUAGAGCAGAUAAACUGGCCACUCUGAAAAUCAGUGCUCGAUGUGGAGAGGUUCUGCCAUGCAUUCUUCCCCUUUGACACAAUGCUGUACAACAGGAAGAUCCCAGUACUGCCAGACUGCACGGAGUGCCUAUGAAGAUCCAAAAGACUUCAUUGAGAAAUGACAUCUUCGAUGCUUCCCUGAGAAAUGGAAUGUAAUCACUACAAAGUUGUUGCAAAAUUUCCUUUGAGUAAAUACAAAGAUGUGUGUCCCAUAAAGUCUAUUGUUUCAAGAAAUCACCUAUGAUUCACAUCAUUGUUUCUGGUCUUCAACUAUUUUAAUUGCAUAAUGUAUUUCAAUAAUCUCAAACACCUUUUCAAUGAGAAAAAAAAUGUAGAUUUCUUAUUGGCCCCAAAAAGCAAACCAGAAUCAAUGGCUUAUUCAACUGUCACGUCAAAUUUCACAAAUCAUUGGCCUACAAUAUCGCCCAACUCAAGACAAGAAUGUAACCGUCCUGAAAAUUAGUUGAUCAGUUCUGCUUAUCAUCUUAACCACAAUAGUAGAAUUGUACAAAUCAUAGACUAAUUAUUCAGAGACAACCCUUAAUGUGUGUAGACAGUGCAAAUCAUACUUAAUAUUUAGUAACCUAGAGAGUUGAGCAUGUUUAACCACUGCAAAUCAUAGGAUAUUUCAAAAUCUUUCUUAUGCUCCCAACUGUCAAAUAUGACCAUAGGUUCAUAUAAACACAGAGCAAGG